AUGAUAACAAACACGAAAAAUUUGUUUGUUUUGUUUUCAGACGUCAUCGGCGUUGCUUCUUACGUGGUACUCCUAACGGAUUAUCAAAAUUACGCUGGAGUUUUUUCGUGUCAACAGUUAGCUUUUGCUCACAGAAGAUCGGCUACCAUAUUAUCGAGAACGCCAUUUUUAAAUCAUACUUAUUUAGAAACCAUACAUAAAAAAUUAGAAGAAUUUAACAUAAACCCUUUCGAUUUAAGUAUGAUAAAUCAUGAAAAAUGUUCAGAAGUUUCGUCUGAAACGACAAACAUAUCAAUGACCGAUUUACACGUACCAUUCAAUAAAGAAACGAUCAAAUUAAUAACGGAAAAUUCAGAUGAAUUUAAAAUGUAUAGAAAUGCAAAAGAUGAUGCCGAAUGGUUACCAUAA
Molecule: messenger RNA, 408 nt
Organism: Pediculus humanus corporis (human body louse)
Lineage: Eukaryota; Metazoa; Arthropoda; Insecta; Psocodea; Pediculidae
Exons: 3
Coding region: 1-408 (135 amino acids)
Source: RefSeq, a predicted model, not a curated record